UUCCUCUUCUUUUGUGCUGGGAUAGGCACUGGCGGUGGUGUUUUCCAGAUCCACAGCGCUGCUGCUCCGCCUUUCCCUCCCUCCCUCCUUCCGCUCCGCUUCUUCUUGUCCUCUCCGUGGCUAGUAAUCACUCUGUGAUUCAAAUACCCUACUACCCCUCGUACCGCGGCUCCGCCCACCCGCGACGCACCACACCCAACAUACCCAAACCAUCAUGUCGGCGCACUCUGGUUCUUCUGCUGCCAACAUAGUUGGAAUCCAUUACCGUGUUGGAAAGAAGAUUGGAGAGGGAUCGUUUGGUGUUAUCUUCGAGGGGACCAAUCUCCUCAACUCCCAGACAGUAGCCAUCAAAUUCGUGCGUGAUGGCCUCCUUGUAGUCGGCCUGCCGUGUAGCUCAGAUGAACUCCAGGAACCUCGCAAAGCUGAAGCGCCUCAACUCCGUGAUGAGUGUCGCUCCUACCGUAUCCUUGCUGGUUGCACUGGCAUACCCCAGAUUUACCACUUUGGCCAGGAGGGAUUGCACAAUAUCCUCGUCAUCGACCUGCUAGGGCCCAGUUUGGAAGACCUAUUCGAUAUGUGCGGACGUAAAUUCUCCAUCAAGACCCUCUUCCGCGUGCAAACCAUUCAUGAGAAGAAUCUAAUUUACCGGGACAUCAAGCCAGAUAACUUCCUCAUUGGCCGACCGGGGACGAAGGGUUCUAACAUCGUUCAUGUUGUCGACUUCGGUAUGGCGAAGCAGUACCGUGACCCCAAGACGAAGCAGCACAUUCCCUAUCGCGAACGCAAGAGUCUGAGCGGUACCGCUCGGUACAUGAGCAUCAACACCCAUCUCGGACGAGAACAAUCCCGGCGAGACGAUCUUGAGGCUCUUGGACAUGUGUUCAUGUACUUUUUGCGUGGCAGCCUUCCUUGGCAAGGCCUCAAGGCUGCGACCAAUAAGCAGAAGUACGAGAAGAUCGGAGAGAAGAAACAAACUACACCUAUCAAGGAGCUGUGCGACGGAUUUCCGGAGGAAUUUGGGAUCUAUCUGAACUACGUGCGCAAGCUUGGAUUCGAGGAGACUCCAGACUACGAUUUCCUGCGAGAGUUGUUUUCAAAGGUGUUGAAGAACAACAAUGAUGCGGAUGAUGGGGUCUAUGACUGGAACCUACUGAACGGUGGAAGAGGGUGGGAAGCUUCUCUCGGCCAGAGCCAGAUCCUGCAGCAGGUCCAGAACGCAGGCCUGGUCACCGGCAAUGAGCCUCGGCGACGUGAACAGCGUGAUUCUGAUCAACGGCGGCGAUCAUCGCAGCAGGGUGCAGGUGUUGCACCUCCGUCGCCCGCACUCGUCCGACACGGCUCGAAGCAGCGCAAGGUUCCCAGUGCUUUGACACCGGGGCAGACUGGGGCGCGGGGCACACCACAACAUCCAUAUGCCAAUGCCGGAUACAGCGGAGAGGAUUUCGGAAACUCUCAGCAGCAGCAGCCGCAGCAGUACGGCAGGGCAUCGCCGAUGAUGUCGUCAACAGCACCUCCCGCGGUCAGCACGGUUCGUGCACAGGGUGGUGAUGUCGGACUUUCGCAGGAUCAGGACGAGCCGCCAAAGUCAUCGCUGAUACGGAUCCUCACGUGCCGCUGUGGGUGAGUGUGUGUGGUGAUUUCUCCAUUCUUCACGAUGUUACGAACGUUAUGCUGUCUCCAUUUGCCAUAAUUCUUCUUUCUUUGCCGUGUCACUUUGGUAAAUUACUCGAGGAUUUGAAUACAGAGUUGGUUUACUCGUCCGCAUGAUGGAUACAAACUCAGUCCCAGUCCCCGCGCUCCUCAUAUCCGUCGGCGGGCGAGCUUUCAGGCUGAUAGCUCGUUCUGCUUCGGAGACUCGGUGAGUGGACAGGCUCUGUCUGAGGCCAGGACGCCCGUUCCAGUCUUUGUGGGGUCACGUGCUGACCCUGGGACCCAUGCUCGAAAUGUCGAUGCUGCCGAUGGUGUCCGGGUUGGUACACUCUCCCGCGCGUAUAACCACGGCCACGACUGGCCCUCGAUGGUGGUGACGAGACAUCCAUCAUGGGAGGGUAACCGGGUCUCGGCCGUCGUGGCGGUCCAUGCUGAAGGGCAGACGAAACACCAGCGGUGAUGCUGUAUGCCAGAUUGGGUAAGUUGCGCAACUCCUUCAGCUCCUCGAGUGCUCGUUGGUGCUCGUCGUAGAGCUCCUCGUAUGCAUUUUUCAAGGCUGCAAGAUCGUCCCCUUUGCCAGUCGGUUCGCUCCACCCGGUCACGGAACUGGACGAUGCCUGCGCCGGUUCGACUUGGAGCCGUUUGCUGGAAGUGCCAUGUGUUGUGGCGGCUUUUCGCUUACGAUACGACUUGUCGUAUCUUUCUGGCGUGUCUUGGCGGUUCUCCACGGACUGGUCCGGCGCAUCUUGCCGGUUCGGCAUGUUGUAUCUAUCUGGAGUGUCGUAACGGUUCGGCGUGGCUCGUCCAUUGUACGCGUUGUUUUGGAGAGAUGCCUCGUUGCACGCAUCGACUAGAGAUCUAUCAUGCCUCUGGAAAUGCAGAUUGGUAUUGACUUUUUUCCGAAUAACCGGGGCUGCGGGCGCCAGCCCAUGCCCAGCCUUGCUGUCGACUGAUCGGUCAACUGAAAUGUCUGCGGCAGGCUCGAAUCGCUCCCGAGACCGUUCUUCUCUAGGCGGCAGCUGACGUGGGUGAGACAUCAAUUAACUACUCACAACAGAUAGAGCCUCACCCGAUCCUUGAGGAGCACCUGAUCCCUCUCUUUCAAGGAGACCCUCCACGAUGAGGUCUUUUUCGGUGCUGGCGGCACUGGAGGAAUCAGCACGUAGUCCAUGAUCCAGCGGCCGAUAGGCGGCGAGGUCUUGUCCAGCAAAAAUGCCUUCACUGACACAGAACUAUCGACCGGCGACAAGGCUUUGAUUGGCGAGGACGUCUCGACCGGCGAAGGGUUCUCGACUGGGGCAGCCAGGGGCAGCGUGACAGGAGAGUUCAUAGAUUUAAUGAGAGGAUGGAUGUCAGAGACCUCCUCGUCCGGUGUCUGAGAUUCAUAGGUUAACCGCAAUCCUCCCACGGAAUGUGCCAGGGACCGACCGACCUCGGAGAUAUCCCAAUACCCCAGAUCAUAAAACCCGAUCUUCGUUCCUUUUGGAUUCACAGGCCGUGGAUCUGGAUACUUUGUCGCCAGAUAGACCAGUUGCUCCCACGGCCUCGGCGGACAAGCAGGAUCUUCUUUUCUUACUUUCUUCAGCUCGACGCCAUCUUUUUUCCUCUGCUUGCUGGCCUUGUGGACAUUAUGGUAAUGUGUGCGGGUCAAGUCUUUCCCAAACUCCUGGAGCGCCUCGCCGGAGUGGAGGUUUAAAUCCCACAGCAGAUGGGCGAAACAUGUCCCCGCGUGACAUUUGACGCAGGCCAAGUUUUCGAUCCGGGGCACCUUGUGGGUUCGACUCCGAUCUGCUGAGGGCCGGCAACUUCGUUCCUCGUCAUUAACCUGGGUCAAAUCUCAGAACAGCGUCCAUGUAGAGAAGGAAAACGUACUGCAAGCCGCCGUUGCUGCAACAAAAGAGCGCCGCGGAAGAGGGCGUUCUCCUCCUGGGACAACAGUCCCGCCUCGCAAUCAAAUUCCAAAUCGGAGUCGAGCAAAGAAUCUGCGGCCUGCUGCCUCACUCGCAUCAGCUCAUCGAACGGUCGGAUCUGCUUGGCUAUCAUCGCAUCUCCGCACUUGCAUAUACGGCCCUCCAGAUAACAACCCGGGCAGAUGACGACAUUGCAGGCUUCGCCACACUCGAAGAAGCUCUGGAAAAUGUCCAGUCCGCAGAAAUCACAGGAAAGAGAUCCCUGAUGCAGGGGCAUUUCAGCAUGUCGAGGCGAGUAUUCUUCGACAAUGAUAGAGUCCAGCAGUGGAAGCAGCGCCGCGGUCGUCCCUGUCCUCGUCUCCGAGAUGCUUCUCUUGAGUGUGUGAUAGAUUGUCGACUUGACCCGGUAAACCUCGUAACGACAGACUCGUCGAUACAAGGGAAGCUCAAAACGCAGCCCGAGUGUCAGUCCGCGAAGGGUCAUCCUCGACCAUGAGGUCUUAAUCGUGAGGCCGCCGGAGUUGACGACUUGGUGCGCCGAUCGGGGUGGCACGAACACGAGAUCACCCAGUUUCUGCUGUGUCACGUAGAUCGGGAACGGCGCUUUGCUGAGCUCUUUGAGGGAGGUUACAUGUGAUUCGUGGUCCAGAUCUUGCAGCAGCUUGUCCUUGAAGUAUUCGGCAACUGCGAGGGCGUCCGAUGUGUCCGUCAUGAACCAGAACGACGACCCGUCGUUUUCCGUGUAGCACAUGAGGUUUUGACCGGACGAAGCACAGAGGUCUUUGUGGCAUGGAGUGAAUGUGUCUCCGAUCCCAAGAUAACACAUGAGCGUUUCCGGUUGGUCCUGGGCGCCAAGAAAGCUCAAAGAGAUACACGAGAGAAGGAGUCAACAAUGCUUACGUCUUCAGGCAGGUUAUUCAACAGGUUGGAUGACGCGCCAGGAGUCAUCUCGGCGGGCACGACUCCGCCCUGGAGCAGGAACGUUUCCCACUCUGCAGGACACCUGACAUCUUUGCCGUAGAGACGCUCUGCCUCUAUUCCAGUCAGCAGGGCGUUUUCGUUUGCCAUGUUAGACACGCGCACCUCCCUCUGUCGCGAAGCACGGGGCACGUCGCGCGCCUCGCACAAACUCGUCCAUCCUCAUGUUGCUGUCAAUCCGACUAUGCACGUUCCGAACGCUGAUGUCUGCGUCAAACGCAAUGAGGACCCUUGCUAGCAGAAUCGCUCUCAAGCUCACUCUCUUCUCCGCGUUCGACCAUCAACCAUUCAGGUGUGAAGUCCUGCGACCAACCAGGCAAUCGAUGCAACCCCUCAACUACGAACGGUUUGCCGUCGGUCUCGAGUUUCUCAUCCUGAAUCUGUUGAUAGAUGGACUUGGACGCGCUCGCCGUAGCUUGGAUGCGGGGGAUAUGCCUGAAAUUCCGGUGGUCUGCGAUGAGGUUAUCGAGUGUCCAGCCAUCGCAAGAGAAUGUUCGCGGUGUUGUGCGCUCCCUCUUGCGCGCAGUGGGCGGAUUCAUGAUGGCUCGGUCCCAGCGCUCUGAUCCUUCAACGCGGUUGCAUUGGCAGAGAACGAAGUCUGCGUCGGGGGGAAUCAGGGGCGGUGGUGCACGUGCUGCGGAGUGAGUCUCCGGCCGCCGGACCGGGCCGACGCUGUUAUUUCGGGAAGCGGCGAGAAUGGCGGGGGUGUUGAGGGAUCCGGGGGCAUCUCCCCACUUGAAUGUGUUGCGA
Mycena citricolor is the source of this 5288-nucleotide messenger RNA. Lineage: Eukaryota; Fungi; Basidiomycota; Agaricomycetes; Agaricales; Mycenaceae. The record is from the annotation of a GenBank genome assembly.